This is a messenger RNA of Suillus clintonianus, 1835 nucleotides long. RefSeq lists its product as uncharacterized. The record is from RefSeq and is a predicted model, not a curated record. Gene Ontology annotation, molecular function: Hsp90 protein binding. Lineage: Eukaryota; Fungi; Basidiomycota; Agaricomycetes; Boletales; Suillaceae. Bases 51 to 1715 code for a protein of 554 amino acids. The transcript is spliced from 2 exons.
ACCAGGCUUCACCCCUACUACGUAUAACCACCUGUCGUCGUCACUUAGACAUGUCUUGGAAAGCGAGCUUUCAGCAGGGUAUCUCUAACUUCAAGAGAAAUCAAUACUCCGAAGCCCUUGCAUUCUUCGAUGAAGCCAUUUCACUCGGUUGUGACUCCUUCACCGUUUAUGAUUCUCGUGCCGCUGUGCACGAGAAGCUUGGGAACAAUAAAGCUGCUCUCCUUGACGCGAAGAAAGUCGUGGAUACUGCUCCAGAUCGUUGGCAAGGCUAUGCUCGCUCAGCACGUCUGUUUCAUGCGCUUACCAAGAACGAGGCGGCCCUCAAAAUGGCCGACCUCGCUCUCGAGCGUAUCAAACCAGACGAUGCCCAACGUCGUCAGGGACUACACGCGCUGAAGUCACAAGCAACCGAUGCCUUAAAGGCUGCUGACGACAGAAGGCGAGCGCGCAUUGCAAAGACAGCAUACCACAUUGGCAAGUUACCUGUGGAAAUUUUUGCGGAGAUUUUUGGCCUCGUGGUUGCUGCCGACCAUGUGCAGAUCCUCAACUUGUCACAUGUCUGCAAACAUUGGCGCGGCAUAGCUAUUGAGACCCCUUCACUUUGGCAGACGCUGGUGGUUUCGAAGAAAUAUCCCACCAGAAAAGCACGAUUUUGGGUGCAGCGAGCUCGAACACAGAUAUCAGAUCUCUCUUUCCACCAUAAUAUAUCUGAGAUGGACUGGCCAUCCAUUCUCUUGGAGCUCACGCCAUUGCAUUGGCAUGGCCUCCGUUCUCUAGCAGCAUCUGGAAGCUUGUUCUCCCGACUAUACGAUAUGCUCCACAAAUUGUCCAAGACAAAAGCCAUUUCGCACCUCGAACAUCUGGAUGUCACAGGGUGUCCGAAUUUCGAGAGAUUCUUGCCAGACUUCGAAGAUUCUCACCUAGAUACCCUCAAAGUUGCCAAUUUUACCCCUUCGAUGGGCGGGCUGUGGAGUCGGGUGCAUCGGCUCAAAACCAUGAGCAUCGAGGCAGGAUGCAUAGAGAUAGUCCCGGCUUUGACCGCCAAUCCGUCAUUGGAGAAUCUCAUGCUCUGUGAUAUAGUCCCAAUCCCGAUGCAGUCAGGAGGCGAUGACCGUGUGGAACUUUCCAACCUCCGAUGCUUGAAAUUCUUCAACAUCGCAUCGAUCUCUAUGAUCACUCGCGUCGUCAUCGCACCCAAUUUGCAAGUCCUGCACUUGUUCAGCAUCGGACAUUCGUCUGACGUGCUGCUGGAAUUCGCGCACCCCGAUCCUCUUCGGGCUUUGAGGGAGCUCCGGAUUGGGAGCUGCACCACUACCGCCAGUUCGCUGAAAAUCAUCAUCGCUGGGGCGCCUUUAUUGGAAACCCUCCAGAUAUCAGGGAUACACGGAGUCGUUAAUGAUGUACUUGACUUCAUUUCCGGCACACAUCCAAACGAUCACCAUCAAGACAUGUGCACCUUCCUGAAGCAUGUCGACCUCACUAACUGUGGUGACUUGCUCACCAGAAAUGCUUAUUCCCUUGUCAAGACCCGCCUGCACACUGAUCAGCCCGCCACUGUAGAUGGGAGUCAGCCUGAGUGCAGGGCCGAAAUCGAGUCCUUGCGGUUAGAUGGUUGUCCUCUUAUUGAAGCAGAGAUGCUGCCAUGGUUCAGAGGGAAAGUGAAAGUGUUUAGCUGCGUGUAUAUGACGAAAAAGGAGGGCAAACAAAGACGUUGACGAGCCCUGAGUCUCGCCUGCACAGGGUACUUACUACGGUAUCUAGGGCUCAGUUAGAAGCAGACCUUAGUAGAGAACGAACGUCAAAUAUAUAUUCAUUCAAGUCUAAGGUCUGCCUAG